CAUACAAUCUGUAAUAUUGCUUGUCAGAGGCGUAACAAAAAAAUCUAAAGAGCCAAUAUUUUGUAGAAAACCUGCUGUUUAAUCAGUUUAUAAGAUGUCCUCCCGCUAUGAUCGAGCUGUUACCAUAUUCUCGCCGGACGGUCACCUGUUGCAGGUGGAAUACGCCCAGGAAGCCGUUCGUAAGGGCUCGACGGUGGUUGGCGUUCGGGGGGCCAAUUGCGUGGUGCUGGGCAUGGAGAAGAGCUCGGUGGCCAAGUUGCAGGAGAAUCGCACGGUGCGCAAGAUUAACAUGCUCGACAACCAUGUGGGAAUGGCCUUUGCCGGCCUAACAGCCGACGCCCGGAUCCUCAUAAAUCGAGCCCAGGUCGAGUGCCAGAGCCAUCGACUUAAUUUCGAGAAUGCGGUGACCGUGGAGUAUAUUACCAGGUACAUUGCCCAGCUGAAGCAGAAGUACACGCAGAGCAACGGGCGCCGACCCUUUGGAAUAUCCUGUCUUGUAGGUGGCUUCGAUGCCAGUGGAACUGCCCGUCUGUUUCAGACGGAACCAUCCGGAGUUUUCUACGAAUUUAAGGCGACUGCUAUUGGUCGCUCAGCAAAUACUGUGCGGGAGUUCUUCGAGAAAAACUAUAGCGACGAGGAAGUAAGAACCAAUCGGGGAACCUUUAAACUGGCCAUUAGCGCCCUUCUCGAAGUCGCCCAGUCGGUCCACAGUCACCUGGAGUUGGCCAUCAUGGAGAUCGAUUCACCACUGAGAAUGAUGGAAAGCAAGUUAAUCGCCGAAUUUGUGAACAUCAUUGAGAAAGAUAAGGUUCAGGAGCUCGAGAGGAACGCGAGGAAAAUGAACAAACUUUAUACUGGAUCCUAAAUCUAUUCUAUCAUCUUGGCAGAUGUUCAUUGACUCGUUGAAUUAAUCGUUUUCCUUAAUAUUUUUUAUAUUCCUUGAUUUGUGUGUUAAUGAUAAUGUAUAUUUAGU
Drosophila suzukii is the source of this 973-nucleotide messenger RNA. It is a transcript of the gene Prosalpha4T1, whose product is annotated as Proteasome alpha4 subunit, Testis-specific 1. Gene Ontology annotation, biological process: ubiquitin-dependent protein catabolic process; proteasomal protein catabolic process. The record is from RefSeq and is a predicted model, not a curated record. NCBI's taxonomy places the organism in Eukaryota, Metazoa, Arthropoda, Insecta, Diptera, Drosophilidae. Gene Ontology annotation, cellular component: nucleus; proteasome core complex, alpha-subunit complex; proteasome core complex.